AUUUUAGUUGGUCUCACCCAUCUUCCACAUCGAUUGCAGUGACAAAGAGCCAAGAAAUUGUGUUAAAAGUGUGAAAAAUUGCCAAGAAAUGGCCGGUAAUUGAGGUGUUGAGUGACCACCAGAGACGUAUCUCAUGUAUUUCUCACCUAAUUUACCUUCUCAGACUAUAAUCUGGAUAUGUGAAUAAAAGUGUGACCUUCUGGUGGAACGAGAAGUUCAAGCAAAAAGCACAAUAAAAAUAUAUUUUCGCGUUUUUUUCUUAUUGUAUUUUUCCACCUCGAUCAUCCUCUCUAUAUACUUUUAAGUCCAAAGGGGGUUUAAUUUGAGGCAUAAAUAAGAAGUGUACGAGUAUUAUUAGCCUUCGUGUAUGGAAAAAACUUCAACAUUUUUUAAAAGUUUCAUUGCGAGCCAGACGAUUCUGUCCGAGAAUUAAUUUGUACAGUCAACGUAACUUGUUUCACGGAGGUAGAAAUUUUUCGAGGAGAUCUGUACGCAGUUUAAAGUCUAUAUCAAUUCCCCUAUAAAGUGUUGCUGAAACUUUUACUUGAUAAGACACGACAACAAAAAACUACAGAGUCGAUACUUGCUUUCCCAUCAAUAACUCCUUAAAAAAAUGCUCAGUGAAUCAUGUUUCAGUGAAAGUGUCAAGAUACCUAAUAUAGAAUGUUGAUUUAUCGUGUAAAAAUCCAAUCAUAAUUUUGCAAAAAAGAGUAAUCUUUAAGAUUCUUGUGUUUCCUUAACAUAUUUCCUUAUCAUACCAAUGCACAUGAGCUCCAGAUCUUGCUUCUCCAUCUCUUCAGAGAGAACAUUGAAAUAAGAAGUGAGACACCGGAAGUGAAUAAACCUCUUAUCACGGUGAAUAUUUGAAUACAAAGAGGCGUGACCUUAACCUGAAGCAAAGCGUGGAGUAAAAAUAUCUUUAGGUGACCGGUGCUAACUUCCACAAUCUUUGAAUCUCUCGGCAUUUGGGUCGAAAGUGCAGAUUAACAAUGAAUGCAUGCAGAGAACCACUUGAAGGUCCAUCGAUUGCCGAGGAUGAGUGCCCUCGUCACAUGCUGGAUGAUCUUCAACUGGCAGCCGAAUUGGGAAAGACAUUGCUGGAGAGAAAUAAGGAAUUGGAGAGUGACUUGCGGCAGCAUCAAGCAAUUAUAAAUGACCAAGCGCAGGAGAUUGAGUAUUUGACUAAGCAAACGGCGGCGCUUCGUGAGGUGAACGACUCGCGGCUCCGGAUGUAUGAAAACAUUGAAAUCAGCAUUUCGGACUUGGAACGAGCCAAUCAUCGAUUAGUUCUUGAGAAUUCUGCCGAUAAGAAGCACAUUAAAACCCUGUGCCACACUGUUGAGACUUUGGAGUCUCGAUGUGAGGAACUCGUUAAGCAGAAUGAGGACCUCAAUAAGAUCAUUGCCAUGGACAGGCGGAAGAAGGAGCGCCAGCAAAACAGGGAGAAUGGGUGGAAGGAUGGUGCGAUGAAGUCAUCAAAAUCGCGCCAGGAUAACCACGAUAGUGAGCCUGAAACUGAAGAGGCCUCCAAUGCAAAUGUGAGAGAAAAUUCCUCCCAUUCCCUGAAUUCUUCAAAUAACCAUGAACUAGGCGACUUGAGCAGUCUCUCUGUGAGAUUGCAAGAUGUUGUUGAUUUUCCAACCAAUGGAACAAUUAGACCCAGUGCCAAUUCUACAGAGGACAGCAUUCACGAAAAUGAGGAGCUGCUCAAGUUGAUGAGUGACUUAAACAAUACCAAGAAGGAACUCAUGUGUGAACAACAAAGAAACUCCGAGAUGGAGGAACAACUUAUUUCAAUCAUUCAAGAGAACCAGACUCUACAAGGACGCUUGGCGAAUUCGAAUGCGAAUGAAGAGAUGAAGUCCAUACACGAUGAAUUAUCCAUUUUAGAGGAAGUUCGACAAGGUCAAAUGUGCAGUCGCUGCUUGAGGAUGGUGGAUGAUAAAAACCUGCAGCAAGACGAAGAUGAUGGUCUGAUGGGAGUGGAUGCUGAGGAUGAUGAUCGUAGUCUGAUUGAGCUCAUUAGCUCGCAGAAAAGUGACCACGUGUAUCGCCCACCACCGGCAAAGGAGGUAUCCAAACCGGAUAGUUUGGAUUUGGCAGCGGCUCCCGUUGCUAAUCCCUAUCGGGUGCUCGUGGAGCGAUAUGAAGCCCUUAUGGAGGAACAGAAGCGUCGUAGUCAAGUACUUGGACUGACAGAGGAUAGUCACAUGUCCGGAGAUUAUAGUUCAAUUCACACCAAGGACACCGACGAAGAGAGUGCUACGGGAAGUGGCAGAAGGACUGCUCAAGCUGACAAUGGCAAAAGUACUGGUGCCAGGAGAAAGACCACUCUGCGAACACCAACUGACUUUUCCGAAACCGAGACUACAAGUUCAGGAUAUUCCGAUGAGACCAGCAACAAAUCUACUCAAACAGAUGAGCGUGCAGGAUCUUUCCUUUGCACCAUUGCAGAUGGGGAAGACUGUAAGUUCAGCAUUUACGACGAUGCAAGCCCUAUUGGAUCUAGAUUCCGCAACAGGCCAGAGUAUCGGGAGCUGUUCAAGGAGAUCUUUGCUGUGCUCAAGAAAGCUGCAGAGAAUCGGGAUGAGGGUGAUAAACUACCUUUACUGGACGACACCCAUCCCCCAACCGAUGUUAAAGUACCACCAGUUACCCCAGCUACUGAAGACUUACCAGAGAUCCAGGAUGAUGCUAUCAGUGUAACGUCCUCCAUGAUCUCAGAGCAGUCAGUUGCAAUGUCUGAAUGCAUCACCAAGACAGAACGUCGAAAGAUUGAGCAGCAGAAGAAGCAUGCAAAUCAGGAGAAUAAGCCACCAAUUGGACAGAUUGUUGAGGAUGGCCGCAUCCUGACGCCAUACAAGCGCCAACCCCUUGAAUAUCUCUCGGUGAGUGUUAACGUGAAGAAGAAGCACAGGAAGAAUCGUCGCAACCAUGCCAUAGAUCGAUCAGAUUCUCCAGCUGGAGUCCCAUCUCCGCCCAAGGUGUUUUACGCCACGGGCAGUGGACGAAAGAGGCGCGAUAUGCGUCCCGUGGAUCUAGCCCAUCUUAGUCCUAGUGGAUUCGAGUGGCCAGGAAAGCAGGCCAGCAACCGUGGUGUUUCUCAAUCCCCAUCCACCCCAUCUACUGCCAAUAGCAGUCGCAACGAACUAGACACGAGUGCCGUUGAAUUCCGGCCGAGUACGGCGUCGCAGGAUCUUCAGAAACUCAAGAAAUUGGAUCUAUCCUAUGCUGAAGUGCUAAGGCGAGCUGACAAGUGCCAGCAUCAGCACUGGCGUAAGAAUCAAAAUCAACACCAUAAUUCUGGACAUCGACAUUAUCAGCAAUCUAGACGCUGAAUAUUUUGCAACAGCUCGGCUCAAGGCUCCCUUCUUCCACUUAGAAGUGGUCCGUUUUAAUCCUCCGUUAUGAUCCUUAUAAUAUUCAAAAAAAAAAAAUUAUGUAUCCAAAAGAAUCCUUUGUACCAUAUUUUCGCAGCAGUCUCCAGAUUCAACAAUAAAAAAAUAGAUUCAAUGUAA
Molecule: messenger RNA, 3518 nt
Organism: Phlebotomus papatasi
Lineage: Eukaryota; Metazoa; Arthropoda; Insecta; Diptera; Psychodidae
Gene: centrocortin
Product: cerebellar degeneration-related protein 2-like
Exons: 8
Coding region: 990-3338 (782 amino acids)
Source: RefSeq, a predicted model, not a curated record